Protopterus annectens (West African lungfish) is the source of this 1317-nucleotide messenger RNA. It is a transcript of the gene GDAP1L1, whose product is annotated as ganglioside induced differentiation associated protein 1 like 1. The transcript has 6 exons. Lineage: Eukaryota; Metazoa; Chordata; Ceratodontiformes; Protopteridae. The record is from RefSeq and is a predicted model, not a curated record. Bases 72 to 1169 code for a protein of 365 amino acids.
CCCACGGAACCAUGUGAUGCUCAGUUGGUGCUGAUGCUGCCGUUCUGCUCUUUCUUCCCUCUCAGGCUGUCAUGGCGACUCCCAACAAUGUUGCUCCCACCAACUGCAGCUGGUGGCCCAUUUCAACCCCAGAGAACGAGGGAAAGACCCCUGAAGGAGAACCCCCUCAAGAUUUACCGGAUAUGGGAGUAAAAUCGAAAGACCGGCUCGUUCUUUAUCACUGGACACAGUCCUUCAGCUCACAAAAGGUCCGCCUAGCUAUUGCAGAGAAAGGCUUAAUAUGUGAAGAGCAUGACGUCAGUCUACCGCUCACAGAACACAAAGAGCCGUGGUUUAUGAGGCUGAACCUGGGAGAAGAGGUACCGGUACUAAUCCAUGGGGACACCAUCACAAGUGACUACACCCAGAUUAUUGACUACAUUGAAGAUACGUUUGUAGGAGAAAUGGUCCCACGAUUGAUACCAGAAGAUGGUACCCCUCUUCAUUCCCGAGUGCUGCAGUACAGAGAACUGCUUGAUUCUCUUCCUAUGGAUGCUUACACACAUGGAUGUAUCUUACAUCCGGAACUGACAACGGACUCCAUGAUUCCAAAAUAUGCCACAGCUGAGAUACGAAGACACUUAGCCAAUGCAGCCUCAGAACUGAUGAAGCUAGACUGUGAAGAACCUCAGUUGACAGAACCAUACCUCUCAAAGCAGAAAAAACUUAUGUCCAAGAUCCUAGAUCAUGACAACGUGAAUUAUCUGAAAAAAAUCCUUGGAGAAUUAGCAAUGGUGUUAGAUCAAGUAGAAGCUGAGCUGGAGAAGAGAAAACUGGAAUAUGAAGGACAAAAAUGUGAACUCUGGCUGUGUGGGACUGUAUUCACUUUAGCUGACAUUCUGCUUGGAGCAACACUACACCGCCUCAAAUUUCUAGGACUUUCAAAAAAAUACUGGGAAGAUGGAAGCAGACCCAAUCUUCAGUCCUUCUUUGAGAGAGUACAAAAACGAUAUGCCUUCAAAAAAGUUUUAGGAGAUAUACACACCACUUUAUUGUCUGCUGUUUUACCUAAUGCCUUCCGUCUUGUGAAACGAAAACCGCCAUCUUUCUUUGGGGCUUCUUUUUUAAUGGGAUCCUUAGGAGGAAUGGGAUAUUUUGCCUACUGGUAUUUGAAGAAAAAAUACAUUUAGAAAGGGAAUAAAUGGUGUUUUGUUGUCUCUGUACUGUGUAAUGUCAUGAAAUGUAAUUGUAUUAAAGUCAUAAAUUCUAAAAUUAGUGUAUAUUUACUAUAAGCAUUCCAUACAACAGAAUGAUAAAGCACACCUGCUAUUCAUUUUA